AUGAAGCGAGAAACGAGGGACCGUGGAAGGACGGACCUUGCACCAGAGAAGUAUGUAGAGGACUCUGAUCCAGAGCCUGAGGAUGAAGGUGAGACUCGGUGUAUUUGUGGGAAAAUUGAACCGCCAGAUGAUUCGGGUCUUUAUAUUCAAUGUGAACAAUGCCAUGUUUGGCAACAUGGAUAUUGUGUGGGCAUAUCUGAGGAGGAAACUCCGGAUAAGUAUUGGUGCGAGCAGUGUAAACCAGAGCUACACUCGCUCUACACAACGGAUCUUGGUGAGAAGAGGUCAAUAUACAAGCCAAUUCAGCAACGCCGUAGGAAAAAUAGAAGGUCGAAAAGAAACUCCGAAUCGGAUGGAGAAGUAUCAAACGCUGGAAGUUCACUAGAGAACCAAUCUCCUUCUAGCUCAGUGGUUAGUGGAAAUAUUGGAUCUCAAAGAUUAUCUCGGCAAAGGAGAAAUAGUAGUAAUGUUGAAUUAUCGAAGGAUGAAGGUGAAGAUUCUAUUGCGGACUCCGGAAAUGGUGAAGAUAAGGAUGAAAAUAUUCCCAAGCGCGAGUUUGAUCCAAUUGAUGAAAAUCAAAAGGUUGCAGAUCGUAAACGUGCUACAUCCAGUGCCAGGGAAGAGAAACAUUAUCAACUUAUGCUAGAGAAAGCCCUACGCGAAAGCAGACGCUCUUCAAAAGAUGGCACCGAUCCCGAAGACCAAGAUAUUUUGAAGGAAGAAGAGGCAUCAGGGAAGUCCGCCUCACCAAAGAAUUACACUAGAGAUACGGAAUCUCCAGAAGUGGAAGGAUCUGAAGCUGAUGAAGCAGCUAGUCAAUCAAGAAAACGAGCUAGAACGACAACAAAAUCUACAUCGCCAUCAGGUUCCGAAGAUGACUCCAAAUCAAAAAGAUCAAGAAGAGGUAAGAGCAAUGGUUCAACCACGCAAAGUAACUCAAGGAUUUACAAGACCUCAAGUGGAAGAGUUGCAAGGAAUUCUAAAGCUAGCAGCUCAAAAGGAUCGGGUUCCUCUGGAAGUUCAAACUUGUCGAAAUCUAAUGGACAAUCUAAUGAUAUCGGAAUCAACAAGCCUCUAAAACCCAGGAUUCCCUCUCAGAGGACCACUAUGCAUGAAAUGAGAAGAAGAGUUAACGCUAUUCUGGAAUUUAUCUCAAGGACACAGUUAGAAAUAUCUAAUGACCAACGUCAACGGGAUCAGUUGUGCCAGUUUGUGGAAAACGAAGAAUUCCUGGAAAAUAUUAAUAAAAUAUUCUCCAGUUACGACGAAUCCUUCAAAACGAUGGAUGAGCUAACGAGGAAAUUACUGCUUUGGGAGCAAAAGUUUAGUCCAGCUUCUUAA
This is a messenger RNA of Kluyveromyces lactis, 1341 nucleotides long. RefSeq names its product Cti6p (gene CTI6). The record is from RefSeq and is a predicted model, not a curated record. Gene Ontology annotation, biological process: negative regulation of silent mating-type cassette heterochromatin formation; negative regulation of rDNA heterochromatin formation. The transcript has a single exon. Gene Ontology annotation, cellular component: Rpd3L complex; Rpd3L-Expanded complex. Bases 1 to 1341 code for a protein of 446 amino acids. Lineage: Eukaryota; Fungi; Ascomycota; Saccharomycetes; Saccharomycetales; Saccharomycetaceae.